GUGAAAGAAAGUAUGCUUCCCGACUUGAACUCAAAUGCAUCCGGAGGUGAUGAAUCACAGACGAAGAGAGAUGAUGGAAUUAACAAUAAAUCUAGCAGUGAAAAUUUAGAUAACAAUUCCAUCAACAAUCAAGAGUUGAAGAGAAAGCGCUACCAUCGCCACACUCCAGAACAAAUUCAACAAAUGGAAGCGUUUUUCAAGCAGCGCCCAAAUCCCAAUAACAACCAGAGAAAAGAGCUCAGCGAUAAACUGGGGCUAGAACCAUUACAAGUCAAAUUUUGAUUCCAAAACAAGCGAACACAA
Sesamum indicum (sesame) is the source of this 303-nucleotide messenger RNA. The record is from RefSeq and is a predicted model, not a curated record. Lineage: Eukaryota; Viridiplantae; Streptophyta; Magnoliopsida; Lamiales; Pedaliaceae.